AUGGGCAAGAUUCUCCCCUCCAUCUCGCUUUAUAAUUGGGCCAUUGUCAUGCUAAUGGCCCUGGGCACCACGUCGGUCUCGUACGCGCUGUCGUCCAUCAGUGGUGCUCUGGGCCAGGCGAGUUUCUACGUCUCGAUGGAUCUGGUGGGCGAUGCGACCGCUCCAGGGUAUGCGCAGACGUCCAACUACAUUGCCGCAUGCACGGGCUGCUUGCUCGCGGGCGGAUUUGCCGGAGUGCUCUUCAACGCCUGGGCGGCCGACAUUCUCGGGAGACGACUGGCGUGUCAGGUUGGCGCGGUGGUGUUGACGCUGGGCGGAGCGCUGCAAGGCGGCGCCACCAACCGAAGCAUGCUCCUGGGCGGCCGGUUUGUCGCCGGUCUCGGCAUGGGAGCGCUCUGGACCACGAUCCCCAUGUACCAGGCGGAGAUCUCGACGCCGCAAUCUCGAGGCUUCAUGGUCUCCAUGACCGGCGUCAUGUUUGCCCUGGGCUACAUGCUGUCCGGCUGGAUCAAUUUCGCCACAUACUAUGCGGGCCAGAAGGACCCCUCGUCCACGUUUCCAUGGCGCUUCCCGCUCGCGUUUCAAGCCGCGCCGGCCUUGGUCAUGCUGCUCUUCUCGCCGCUCCUGCCGGAGUCGCCUCGCUGGCUGCUUCAAAAAGACCGGCACGGCGAAGCCCUCGCAAUCACCCGCCGGCUGCAUCACAGCAAGACCGACAUAAAUGACUCCUUCGCGAGACGCGAGUACAUCCAAAUGUCCAAGCAGAUGUUACACGACACGCGAGUCCAGCAGCAGAUCGGAUCCUUCUACAUCUUCCGAACCGCGUCGAAUCGAAAGCGGUGCUACCUCGCAUUCGGCCUCCUGUGGGGUUGUCAGUGGAUGGGACUGACCGUGGUGGGCACCUACGGGGUGUUGGUCUACUCGUCGCUCGGCAUGACCGGAUCUCUCCCGUUGCUGCUCCAAGCCCUCUGGGUCACCAUCUCCCUGCCGGGCAACUCCUUCACCGCGCUGUAUGUCGACCGAGUCGGAAGACGGACCCUGCUCCUGAUCGGGGCCAUCGCCAUCCUGGUGUGUCUCUGUUUCAACACGGCAUUGCAGGCCGAGUACCUGGGCACCAGUAACCGAGCCGGCCAACGGGCAUCCAUCUUCUUCAUCUUCCUCAUGAUCGUCUUUUGGGCCGGCUGCGUCGAUGCCACCCAGUUUGUCUAUCUGUCCGAGAUCUGGCCCAGUCACCUGCGCGCCCAGGGUCAAACUUUGGGCAUGGCCGGUUGGAUGUUGUCGGGGAUCAUCCUUCUUGUCGCCGCUCCCAUUGCAAUGGACCACAUCGGCUGGAAGUUUACCUUGAUCAACAUCUGCUGCACCUUCGUCUUUGUCUUUUGCCUCUACUUCUUCUACCCUGAGACCCGGGGUAAGUCGAUUGAAGACAUCAACGCUCUUUUCGGCGACGAGGUCGUGCUGCACUUGGAAGACGCCACGGACGAGGAAGGGGACAUGUCCAAAGAGGGCAUUGUGCAGGAACUUGAAAUGGAAGAAGGAAGCAAGCAGGCCUGA
This is a messenger RNA of Capronia epimyces CBS 606.96, 1548 nucleotides long. RefSeq lists its product as uncharacterized. Gene Ontology annotation, molecular function: carbohydrate:proton symporter activity. Gene Ontology annotation, cellular component: membrane. The coding region runs from base 1 to 1548 and encodes 515 amino acids. Gene Ontology annotation, biological process: carbohydrate transport; transmembrane transport. Lineage: Eukaryota; Fungi; Ascomycota; Eurotiomycetes; Chaetothyriales; Herpotrichiellaceae. The record is from RefSeq and is a predicted model, not a curated record. The transcript has a single exon.